This is a messenger RNA of Mycena indigotica, 1251 nucleotides long. RefSeq lists its product as uncharacterized. The record is from RefSeq and is a predicted model, not a curated record. Gene Ontology annotation, molecular function: protein binding. Lineage: Eukaryota; Fungi; Basidiomycota; Agaricomycetes; Agaricales; Mycenaceae. The transcript has 12 exons. Bases 19 to 1251 code for a protein of 410 amino acids.
GCAUUCUUUUGGACCGUCAUGCAAGUCGCGACACCUCCCCCCGAUUCUUUCUUGGUAUUUAACAGGCUACCGCUUGAAAUCGGCAUCAUUAUUCUGGAGAAAUGCAGUCCAUAUGACCUUUCCCAGCUUUCGCUGACCUCCAAGCGAAUCCGAGCUCUCAUAUCGCGACAUCCCCGGAUCUGGCAGAACGCCUACGACAAUAUUUCUCGCGGUGACUGCCCGCCACCUCCAGCGUGUCCUCAAGUCGAGGCGAGUGGUUUCUAUGGGAAAGACGCGUAUGCGAUUUGGCUGUUUGGCGGAGGGCCGUGCACUUACUGCACCAAAUCAACGACAGGUCUUCCUUGCGACUUCAUCUUCCGCAAUAGAGCUUGUUCGCCUAAGUGCUACGGGAUUCUGCGCUCACGGUCAACCAAUAUCAUCGACACCCCGAAGAAAUAUACCAACCAUGUGUUCACGAAAUGGCUCGCGCAGCGGAUGCUUCCGUCUAAAUCUACUCCAGGCGACCUGGACCUAGCGUUCUCGCGGGUCUUGUUCAAGAAGGCGGGACGCGAGCUUGAGCAAGCAGUCAAUCCCAAGAGCCAGUUCACGGGCGAGUUCCGUCGCCGGACGUGGACAGAGCUGAAGGAGGAAUACUCCAAACGCGAGACUUCUCGUCCGAUUCUGCACCAGAAUGCGACGGAUCUCACGGCGUGGGCUGAGCUCUACCAGAAAGAGAAGGUCAAGGUUGAAAAGGCAAAUCGUGAAUUCAUGUCCAGCGUUAGUCGGGCAGAAUCGAUAAGGUUGCAGCAAGUGCUUCGCUGCUCAACCAUGAAGCGACUUGUGUCGGUUUUUGGGCGAGAUCUGUCGUUGAUCACCUUUACUGUCUGGAUGGAGUACCGUCGCGUCAUCCUUGCAGAACUAGAGGUUCUGCUGGCAUCCCAGAAAGGAAAGGCUCCAUGUCCUUAUUGCGAUCGGUUUGUCAAGGUGCUCGGCAUUAGGGAUCACAUGAUCUUAUCACACCAACACGAGGAUCCGAAUGCGACACCGUAUAUCCGCGAGCUUGGUCGCGAUAACGAGAAGAGAAGCUGCAUGGAGUGUCCAUUCUCUAAACGACCACGCUUAUUCACGCCCGACGCGCUGGAGUUGCACAGACUACACUGCCAUGAUGAUACCGUUCUGCGCACUACUUGUCGGCUCUGUCCUCCGGGUUCAGAUCGUCAAUUUACGACGACGGCACUGGAAAAACAUGUUAAAGCCAAACAUUACGAGUAG